AUGACACAGGUCCAGUACACCGUCUGCCCCCCACUGCCGGACACGAGGAGGAAGAUGCUGGCCACAAGCAGCGGUUUCAUGACGAGCCUGUCUCUGUGGAUUAUUUUCCUCCUCAUUUCCCGUGUCUGCGCCAGGAGGCAGCACGCUGAUGCUGCUGAUGAUGAGUCCUGGCCGGAGAGUGUUUCCAGGGCGAGGUGUGCGUCGCGGUGCCUCAGCUUGCACAGCGUAGCAGCGCUCUCAUCAUCGCUUCAGAAUAAUGGAUCCUUGGGCUGGUGUCAGAAUCAUAAACAGUGUACAAAGUGCCUGGAGCCUUGCAAAGAUUCCUGGGAAAUGAUAAGGAAAAGCAAUUGCAGAGAGCUAUGUGAGCGGGUGUUUCCCAAGAAGCACUGGGAGUGUGUGACCAGCUGUGAGUUCCUUCAUUCAGUGUUGGCAGCAAAGCAGGGUAGCUGUCCACCUCCAGAGAGAGCCAAUGGUUUUGCGGCUGCCUGCGUAGAGAGCUGUGAUCAUGACCGGGAAUGCUCGGCUUGGAAGAAAUGCUGCUCCAAUGGUUGUGGCCACACCUGCCAGUCUCCCAAAGACCUCUACAAGGGUGCUCCACUGAAGCCGAGGAAAGAGUUGGGCUUUGCAGAACUCUCCUCUGGUCAGUUGGAGGUGCGUUGGUCUUCCCGCUUCAACAUCUCAGCUGAGCCUGUGGUCUACAUCCUGCAGAGGAGGUGGAACUUUGGCAUCCAGCCCAGUGAGGACACCGCCACCUCCUGGCAGGUGGUUGCACAGACCACAGAGCAGGGAGUGAGGCUGUCUGACAUCCGGCCUGGACGCUGGUACCAGUUCAGAGUGGCAGCUGUCAACACCCAUGGGACCAGAGGUUUCACCACGCCCAGCAGGCACAUCCACUCCAGCAGAGACCCCCCCAGUCCUCCAGCUCCCAGAGAACUAAGAGUGGCCAAUAUGAGCUUUGGCACCGGCAGGGCAGUGUCGGCCAGGCUCCAGUGGACCAUGCCUGCUGACCUGGACGUUCCCGUCCACCACUACAAGGUCAGCUGGAGUUGGACUGCAGUCGGACAGUCCUUUGCUUCAUCCCUAACCAAGAGGAGGAAGACAGUCAGAGGGAGCCAGGUGGAGCUGGACAGCAUGCGGUCUAACAGGAGCUACAGUGUGGAGGUCCAGGCUGUGUCCUACUGGGGACAAACUCAACUCAAAGGACCCCGAUCCGUCCUCCACUUCACCACGCAGCGCACCAGCGGGUCUGCUCCAAGACGCCCUAGAGGGGACAUUCUGGAUGUGGGGACACCAUUCUACCAGGACAGAAAGCUCCGGGUUCAUGUUUAUUGGCAGAGCAGCACUGAUCCUUCAGUUGAAUUCUACAGAAUCCAGUGGGGACCAGAGUAUUGUGGACACAACCAGACCAGACCCAUAGAGAAGACCAGCACACAGGAGAGCUUUGUCAGCCUGCAGGGCUUGCUCUUUGGCUGUAAGUAUAAAGUCCUUCUGCAGCCAGUCAGCAAGAAGAGUCGUCCUCUGGCAGAAAGCGCCAUCUUCUUCACUCCUUCCUGUGCCACCAUCCAGGCCAAGAGUCCAAAAUCCAUCCACUGUCCUGGAGAAACAGGUGAGACAACUGGAACCUCCAUGUCCCCUCAGAAGGUCCUGGUGAAGGCAACUAACCUGACAGCGUCCUUUGAGGUUCGGGGAGGCAAUGUGACAGCUAUCUUUAGCUGGGAUUUGUCCAAGGCACCACCCCACCAGUGGCUGACUGGUUACCAGGUGACCUGGGCGGAGGUCAUCCCCACUAACCGACACAACAACAACAAGCUGCCUCACAGCCUCAUCUCCCAGUCCCAGAUCCUAUCCCCGGAUGGUAAUGUUCUGGUGGUGUCAGGCCUGCACCCUGACAGUUUGUACAAGCUGGCAGUCCAGGCCAUCACAGCAGAGGGUGAAGGUCCUGCAACCAGCCAAACCUUCCAAACUCCCGGAUACCAAAGCACCCUGAAGCACAGAUCCAGGCUGAGGAAGCAUCACGAUAAACAGCCAAUCAUAGAGAGGCACUGA
Molecule: messenger RNA, 2046 nt
Organism: Xiphias gladius (swordfish)
Lineage: Eukaryota; Metazoa; Chordata; Actinopteri; Istiophoriformes; Xiphiidae
Gene: anos1a
Product: anosmin 1a
Exons: 15
Coding region: 1-2046 (681 amino acids)
Biological process (GO): neuron differentiation
Cellular component (GO): extracellular region; cell surface
Molecular function (GO): protein binding; peptidase inhibitor activity
Source: RefSeq, a predicted model, not a curated record